Messenger RNA from Drosophila obscura, 1840 nucleotides. RefSeq lists its product as uncharacterized. NCBI's taxonomy places the organism in Eukaryota, Metazoa, Arthropoda, Insecta, Diptera, Drosophilidae. The coding region runs from base 213 to 1613 and encodes 466 amino acids. The transcript has 2 exons. The record is from RefSeq and is a predicted model, not a curated record.
UGGUUCGCUCAGUCACAUUAGGAAAAAUCUUAAAUCACAUACACAUGAAAAAAUCACUUUCGUUAUAAUAAAAACCCGACAAAAAAACUUUAGGACGCAGCUAAAUUCUCAAUUGCAGUUUUAACCAAAAUCAAAAUCAAAGAUAGUCUAGUCCCAACACACACCACCCCUUCUGUUCUCCAGCAGAUAGCAGAUUGCAGCAUCUUACCAGUAUGUCUUACCAGAUCAAAUCGACGCCGUAUUUCCGCCGCAUGUACAACAACAGCAAGCGGAAUGGCCAGCUGCAGCGUUUGAGGGAGGAGUACGAGCGGAUACAGGAGUUUAACGAUCGCACCAUCGAACUGAAGAUGCGCCAGGUGAGGCUGAAGCGGCUCUUCCGCGAAAUCGAGGAGAUCAAGGAGGGCCCCGCACCCAUGGCUGGCACUAGCACUGGUCUUGUCUCUGGUCCUGCCCCCUGCAACGCUGGAACCUCCUUUGCCACGUCCAGGGCGAUGCACCGACGCCGUCGACAGGAGCUGGUGGCACCAACGGUCGAGCAGCAGCAGUAUCUGCAGCGCCUGGACACGCUGGCCCGCGCCAAGGAGCUGGGCAAGGAGAUUUCGCGCCGCAAUGGCGAGCUGGCCGAGGCCGGUGUGGGCCACAGUCUGCGCAGCGAUCUGCGGCUGACCACCAAAAUGCAGGCGGCCGUCAAUGCGAAGCGCGCGGCAGCGGACAGACGGGAGCGGACCGCCAAGCGGAUCAGCUACGGCAAUGCCCAGUCCAAGCAGAAUCUGCAGCGCAUCGUCAGCAGCCGGCAGCGGCGUCUCUGUGGUGGUGGAUUCACUGGCACGGGCGUCGCCGCUGCUGGCUCGAUGGACUACUGCUCCUCUGGCAGCUCCGGCCAGCAGGGGCCAGUGGCGGCCAUCAACAUGUCACGGCUGCAGCGUCCGGAUCUGACCAAGAAGGCCAUGCUCAAGCAGCGUCUGAACUACGGCAACUCCCGCUCCUGCAGCAACAUGAGGCGUCAGGGACGCCAAAAGCAAGCCCAGGGCCAAUCCCACGGCCACGUGCAGGUGGCUGGGAAAUUGUCCAGCCAGCUGGAUCUCCUGCCCGACUCCGAAGAGGAGGGUGAUGAUGAGGAGCAGCAGGGGUUGGAGCUACAGAGCGAGUCAUCUGGUCACCGCCUGGACAUGGACCACUACACGCCCAGCAGCGGCAACAGCGCCGGCACCCCAGUGGAAGACCACGAGCCACCAACCACGUCAUUCAGAGAGCAGGAUGACUCCGAGACAGAAAUGUUCACGGCUCCUCUGGCGUCUACAUCCCAGGCAACAGUACAGAGCCCCAAGUGCCCCAGGCACGAACCCAUUCCGGCCCAGAAUGUGGCCAUGAGCCAGGAGGAUGCUGUGUCUAGCACUCAGGACAACAACAACUGGCGCCGCAUCUCCCUGACCCUGCCGUGGUUCAAGGCUUUCCCCAGAUUCCUGGAUGGCACCCUGCCAGUCUGCGCCACCGAGAGCAUCUCGUCCAGCAGCAGCUUCGAUGAUCUGGUCGCCCCCAACCCCACCCACUUGCCGCCGCAGCAUCAGGGAUUCCUCCUGCCGCCCUUCAGGUUCCGCAAAACAAACAACUAGAAGGUGCUGGACAGGAAAGAACGAGACGGGGCCACGCAGCGAUGAGGGACCAAAGCAAACAAACACACAGAAAUGAACAAAUAUCAAAUUUUAGUUGGAUUCCAGUACAAGACUGGACCCGUGACCGGAUCUGUGCUCAAGAUUCAGGUCCAGAUCCCACCGAAAGGAACACAGGCGUGGCGGCUACAAUUCUACUUUUUUGAACCCCGCUACGAGCGAGAGAGAGG